Leishmania mexicana MHOM/GT/2001/U1103 is the source of this 2508-nucleotide messenger RNA. RefSeq lists its product as hypothetical. Bases 1 to 2508 code for a protein of 835 amino acids. The transcript has a single exon. NCBI's taxonomy places the organism in Eukaryota, Euglenozoa, Kinetoplastea, Trypanosomatida, Trypanosomatidae. The record is from RefSeq and is a predicted model, not a curated record.
AUGGUGCCGCUUUGUCGCCUCGAUAUGUCGUCGGUGGAGCUGCAUGAAGCUGUCUUUCACCAUAUGGAGGGGUGGGAUGCCACGCGCCGGUGGCUGGCGCAGCAGUCAGAGGGGCCCACCUUUGCCCGGGUCUACGAGCUGGCGGGCGACGGCCCAGCCGACGAGGUGCAAAAAGAGGCGCUGGAGGUGGUGGAUCGAGUUAUCUCCCACUUUCGAAUCAGCCGACAGCUGCUCCACGAGCACGACGCUUCCGCUGCUCGGCUGAGCGAGUUGGAGGCGACGUGGCAGUUGCAGAAGGCUGCCCGGGAGGCGGAGCGGCUGCGGCUCGUCGAGCUUUACACCGAGAAAGGCGCCCCAAUCCCGCCAGCGCUACACGCCACCGUGGUGACGACGUCCGGCUCGUCGGCGACCACGCUGAACGCCGCUGCAGCAGGCGUCAUCUUCAAGGCUCUGGCAACUUUCACGGACCUCUACGAGGCCUCCUACGCCGGCACCUGGAGCAGCAUGACGCACCUGGUGCAGCUCUUUCUCCGCUACUACACGAGCGUAGAGUCGCAAAUGAUUUUAUACUGGAAGCGGCCGGACGACAAGCAGGCCAUCCUGCACCGCUUCCAGCAGUGCUUCGACUCGCUACCAACCUCCACGCGUGUACUGCCAGCGUGCAAGGCGGAGCUGCACCUCUCCCUGGACGCGCUAGGCGAGGCACUGCACAGGUGCAUCGCCUUGCGCGACGGCGAGGCGAGGGGCCUGCUUGACACCUUGACCAGCACGGCAAGCUUCAUGGGAGGGUGGCAGACCCUUGUGUGUCAGGGAUUCACCCGCUUCUUACAGGCCGAGGCGGAUCGAUACUUCUUCGCGAUGCAGAUCUUCUCCUUUUUUCUGGGCGCUGUCACAGGGGAGCCUCUGGGGUUCGACGAUGUCGAGGUGGACAUUCCGCUGACGUCGAUGAACACCCCAGACCGGCCGAUGCAAUCGACCAGCGCCGCCGGGGAUGCUUCACCGUCGGUUUCGUCGGGCGGAAAAUCAAUCAAGGAGAAGCGAGUGACGUCAACGAAGAAGUCGCACAAGGUGGCCGACGAGCCGAAUGAGAAGAUCGCUGAGGACCAGCUUGCGGAGGUGGCGCAGGGGGUGCUGAACGGCUUCUCCUCUAUCACGGAUAAGCUGAAGGCUGUUGUGGAUGUCCAGGGGAAGGUGCCAAAGCGUGCCGGCAGUGGCAGCGGCAACAGCGCGGGCAACAGCCCUACCGCGCCUACCUCCAUCUUCGCCAUCUCCGCAGCCAAGUGCUGCGGCUUCAUGGAAGCGGAAAGGGUCGCCGCUACCUCGCGGGUGGCGGCGAUUCACAUGUGUGGGCGGAUGUUGCUGAAGGAGGCGGAGGCGCACGCAAGAAAGAUGCGCACGCGAAUGGAAGCGAGCCUUUUAGACGUGAUGGCACGAGAGGCCGCCGCCGCAAACACGGCCGUGUACGUGUUGCGCGAGUGUGUGGAGGCGGAGAAGACGAGCCCCGUCAUGCACCUGGGCUGUACCACCUUUGCUGUGCUCGGAAAGAGGCCUCCGCGUGCUUCACAGAACGCCGGCAGCACCGCCGAAGCGCUGGGCUGCACGUCGCCAACGCCCACGAAGAUCGGUCCCACAGGUGAGCAUCGCCGCAGCUUCCUCACCGACUUGCCGCUCUUUGGCCAGCUGACCAAUCCGCAGCUCAUGGUGCACCCCGGACUGACGGCGGUGCGACUCCUCGAACUCGUCAAGCAGUUCCGCUGCGUCGCGCCAGACUACCAGCUGAGCCGCUUCGACUUUCUGCUUCUCGUAGAGGACGACGACUACGCCGAGGCCGCGGUUAUCGGCCUGGACUCGGCGCACAUGACACGAAGGACUCGCGAGGAGCUCUUUAGCACCUUCGACCCACAGCGCACCGGUUUUGUAGACUGGCGUGAUGUCGUUGUGCACUUACUUUUCUGGGUCACACCGGCCACUGCGGCAAGGACACCGACAUCCGCCCCAAUGCAGCGAGGCAUUUGCGAGAUUUCGCUGCAGGACCUGCUGAAGGCGCGUGCUACCCUUGGGGUUUGCGGGCUCACCGAGGAGCAGUUUGUCGAAAAGCCGUUCUUGGACCCCUACCUCGAUGAGGCGCUUGUGGAGGCCUACAUGCGCAUUUUGUGGUGCACGUUCUACGACGCCGCCAAGCAGAUUCUUCAACCGCCCAUAGUGCUCGGCUUCUUGUGUGCCGACCCGCAGCCGAUCCGUGGCGCCCAAAAGGCUUUCCAUGUUCUUUCCGCGCCUGGCGCAGAGGGCCGCGUCUCCUUGGAUGAGAUGGACGCUCUGUGCCACCUCAAGGCGACAAACGCGCGUCUGAUGGACCAGCCAGACCCGUGCAGCAAGAUGAAUCUGCGCCUUCUCUUCGGCACCGCAGCGACGUGUUCCUUCGAGGAGGUCUGCGCCUCGCCCAUGGGGCGCAAAAUGCUGAACCAUGCGGACCUCUUCCGCCGCCGGCAAUUCUUCAAGCGCAAGUAG